Purpureocillium takamizusanense is the source of this 483-nucleotide messenger RNA. RefSeq lists its product as uncharacterized. The coding region runs from base 1 to 483 and encodes 160 amino acids. The record is from RefSeq and is a predicted model, not a curated record. The transcript has a single exon. Lineage: Eukaryota; Fungi; Ascomycota; Sordariomycetes; Hypocreales; Ophiocordycipitaceae.
AUGUGCCAGUGGUCGGUCCUCCACCACCACCACAUACCCCCGUGCCCGCGGCCCCUGACCUCGGCCAGCCACUACCUCUACUGCCCGGACGCGGUCAUCGAUCCGUCCACGGGUGAGCCCGCCGCGCCCUGCACCAAUGUCGUCUUCACGCCAGUGGCCGCUGCGGAGGGCACGGCGACGACGACGACAACAGCAACAGCAACGACCGCCAACACCGCCGCCAUCACCAUAGCGGCAGCGGGCUGGGCCUGGCACGGGGAAGCUGCCGCUGAGCCUCCAAGCUGCUGCUCGCUGGGCAAAUGCCUCAUCAGCGUCGAGUGCAGCACGGGGGCGUGCCGCGUCGAGGAUCUGGGCGGGCGUUGGGCGUGCUGCGCGUGCGGCAGGGGGGGCAACGCGUACACGACGUGCACGAACCGCAAGGUCGGCAGCCCAGACACGUUCUGCUACCACAACGUCUGCGCGGCGUGUACGGCAGACCGGUAG